Messenger RNA from Odontomachus brunneus, 3321 nucleotides. Its product is annotated as protein lin-9 homolog. NCBI's taxonomy places the organism in Eukaryota, Metazoa, Arthropoda, Insecta, Hymenoptera, Formicidae. The record is from RefSeq and is a predicted model, not a curated record. Gene Ontology annotation, biological process: DNA-templated transcription; regulation of cell cycle; regulation of transcription by RNA polymerase II. Gene Ontology annotation, molecular function: DNA binding. The transcript is spliced from 7 exons. Gene Ontology annotation, cellular component: transcription repressor complex; nucleoplasm. The coding region runs from base 341 to 2092 and encodes 583 amino acids.
UGACGACCGUUUCGUCGUAUGAUUUGAAAUUUAUUCGACUUUAGUACAAAUUCGUUAUCCCUUGAGGAAGGAUGCAAGCGUAUCGUUUUCGUUGUCUUUAAUCGAAUUGGUUGGGCUUUUUUUUUAAAUUCAAUAACGAGUGCGGCACCUGACAUCUUGAAGCUUGAUAUUCUUGUAUGUGUAACUUUUGAUUUUACAAACGUUUCGCGCACGGUUAAAACAUUAUAAUGUGUAGCUGCUGUUUCUUACGAGUGAAUCUGCAGAAGCGCUGUUAUCCAUAAAAAAUGGUGGAUAUCCAGCAGUGGAUGAAAUCAAAACUGAGUUAAUCGAAGAAGAUGCGAUGGAUGUAGAUGAGCAUUCUGUUACUAAUCAUUCAGUGGAUCCAGAGCCACUGAUGGAUGCAGAAGAAGCAGAGCCAAUACCAGAGUUGGGACCUGCGGCUCUGGGUUUGCAAAGAGUAGGCACCCAACCACCUGCCAAACCAAAUCCUCCAACACAACCAGUACAAGUCUUAAACCGUAGAGGAAUGCCAGCUAGAAUUAGAAAAAAAAAUAAGUUAUUUUAUGAUGACGUCUUGAUUAACCAUCCUCAUCACAGAAUUAAGAAGGAUCCAUUAAGCGCAGAUGCCAAACAGUCUCCCAGAAAGAUACUUCGACCAUCUCCAGCCAAAAAGCAGAACAAAAUAUUGAAUGAGUCGAAAAAAAACUUAAGCAUGUCUUCACAUUCUACUCCUACAACUACACCAAUUAAGCAAGAGAGGGAAAAUGAUAAACCAUUGCCACCUUCGUCCCCAGAUCGUAAGAUUGGACAAAAGAUUGGCAUGAGAUUGAGAAAUUUGUUGAAACUACCAAAGGCACACAAAUGGGUCUGUUAUGAGUGGUUUUACAGCAAUAUUGACAAGAUAUUGUUUGAGGGCGACAACGACUUUAUGAUAUGCUUGAAAGAAUCAUUCCCGCAACUGAAAACUCGCAAGCUCACUCGUGUCGAAUGGUGCAAGAUCAGGAGGAUGAUGGGCAAACCGCGACGUUGCUCGCAAUCUUUCUUUGAAGAAGAGAGACGUGAGCUAGAGAGGAAAAGACAGAAGAUACGAAUGUUACAGCAGAGGAAAGCAGCAGACAUAAACAGUUUCAAGGAUUUGCCACCUGAAAUACCAUUGCAAUUAGUAAUUGGUACAAAAGUAACAGCGAGAUUGAGAAAGCCGCAAGAUGGUCUAUUCACCGGGAGCAUCGAUGCCGUCGAUACUAGCAAUAAUACUUACAGAAUCACGUUUGAGAGAGCUGGACUCGGGACACAUAGCGUACCCGAUUAUGAAGUUUUGUCAAACGAACCACCGGAAACGAUUAGUGUGGCCUCAUUCGCUCAGAAAUUCAGACCACGACACGUACAAUAUCUAUCUUCACCACCGUAUACAAUGAAAAUGUCGGCGCGAUUAAACGAUCCUUUAAUAUCCAACGCAUCCUUGCCAAAGAAACAUAUCGGGGGUAUGAUAAACGGUUUUCCGAUGAGGUUACUUGAACUCAUGGUAAAGGUAAACAAAAUAUUGACAGCUAAAAAGAUUAGAAUCAAGAAGCUGAAAGAGAUGAAUAGUGAAGCCGAAAAGAGACGUUCCUUUGGAGAGUCACUUCCUGCCGAUUUUGAAAGAAAAUAUGCAGGAAUUAUUGUUGAGCUAGAGAAGAUGAAUGUAGCUCUUCAGGAUUUUCUGAAUGAUGUUCAAGAAUUGUGUCAGGAAAUGGCGCCCGAGCCAAGCGUAGCAGCGAUGUUAGCACCAUCGCAUCUGCGAGAAAAGUGCAGACAAGAAGCAGCGGAUAUGGUCGCUAGAAACAAUAUGCUAAACGACAAAGAACCUGCCAAGAUGAAUCAGUUGGUGGUAGAUUUGACUGCGCUGAUGUUACAAGUCAAGAGCUUAUCAGAUUCCGAUCGGAACGCUUACGAGCUCAAAGUGUUGCAAGGUACCAUGGAGCAGAUCAGAUCGAAACUCAGUCCACAAAAUCAGCAGGUGUUUCAGAAUUGUGUAGAGAUCCACAUGCAACAUAUUCAACUGGGCCUAGGACAGAUGGGUGCUCUAACCCCGUUCAUGGCUCAGAAAGCUUGAAAAAAAAGAAUGAAAGUACCAUCGUAUAAGUAUUUUCACGAAAUGUACAGUGUGUAGCGAACGAAACACAAGAUCACGUGGUCACACGAUUUUUAUAGGAAACGAGAAGCCAGCUUUAUUUUCUCAUCUUGUAUAGGCCAUAAUAUUGUCAUGUGAAUCGCACGUAAUAUAAGAUUUAAGAUUAUAAUGUUAAUUUUGUACAUACAUACAGAAUAUACUGUCAAACUUGUUCUUUAAUUUCAUAACAUACUCACGAGAAUACUUAGAGCAGAUUCAUAUAUUGUUGGACAUAUUAAACAUCUAAGAAUGUUCAUGUUUCAGAUUUUUACAUAAUAAAUGUACAAUUUAAUCAUAGAGAUAAAUAUAAGUGAUAACUGAAUUGAGAACGAUAGUGUGUAUAAUACAUGAAUAAUAAUAAUUAAAUUCCUUAAAAACCUAAAAGAUUUCUAUACUUGUACAUUAGCUUUAUAUAGGGUAAUUUUAUAAGAUUUUAGUGCAAAAGAAAAACAAAAUUUUUUAUGACCUAUAAGAGAAAUUUAUUAGAUUUUUUAUAAUUUGUCUGCACCUAAAAAUCACAUGCGGCUAUCAAAUUUUAUUUUGAUUUGCAACAGAAAAAUUACUAAAUCAUGUUUGAAGCAUAUGUACUAAAUUACAAUUAUCAAAAUUCAACAAGUAUUGACAUGUUAUGAAUAAUAUUUUCGCUCAUAAUGUAUGUCUCCACCGACAGAAAUUUUUAAGUAAUAUUAAUAUUGUUUGAUGUAAUUAUAAACAUUCAUAUUAAUUAGAACUUGUGUAAAAUGAUGUUUUCAUAUACACAAAGAAUUUUAUAUACAAAUAAAUAUAAUAUAUUCUAAAUUUUUUUUUGUAUAAAUGAAUAUUUGAAUGAAUAUCAUCGGUUAAAUAAAAUCGAAUAAACUCGGCAUUAACAAAAAUAUAUGUCGAUGAUUUUAGAGUAUUUUAUAUAUUUAUAUAGUCGAUACAUAAAUCGUACAUACAUGAUUCAAAGUAGGUAUAAUUUUGAUUAAAAACAAUGGAAAAAAUUUCAAAACAAGAAUAAUUUCAUUAAGUGUAACCGCAAUCUCCGUGUAACCGUAAGCAUGUUAACAGUAAAAUAAUUUAUGGAUACCGUUACAAAUUGUAAAAUGAAUCACCUCAUCCUGAAUAAUCAUUCAGGAUUGUGCAACCUAUCACAAUAUAACUACAUAAAUUUUAUUCAAUAUUUAAUAUAA